UUAAGGCAGAGUCAGGUACUGUAGCUCUGUGAUUUCUCGUAUUGGGCCGUUUGGCUUUAUAUUUUCCAAAAUGGCGACCUCCCUGGGUUCAAACACCUACAACAGACAGCACUGGGAAGACGCGGACUUCCCAAUUCUGUGUCAGACAUGUUUAGGGGAAAAUCCGUACAUCCGUAUGACCAAGGAGAAGUAUGGAAAAGAAUGCAAGAUCUGUGCUCGGCCCUUUACCGUGUUCAGAUGGUGCCCAGGCACACGGAUGCGUUUUAAGAAGACCGAGGUCUGUCAGACCUGCAGUAAAAUGAAGAACGUUUGUCAGACGUGCCUUCUGGACCUGGAAUAUGGUUUGCCUAUCCAGGUCAGAGACACCGGCCUCUCUGUUAAAGAUGAGGUUCCUAGGUCUGAUGUGAACAAAGAGUACUACACACAGAACAUGGAGAGAGAGAUAGCCAAUUCUGAUGGCACUCGACCAGUAGGCCAGCUUGGUAAGGCUCCAAGCUCGAGUGAUAUGUUGCUUAAAUUGGCCCGAACUACGCCAUACUACAAGAGGAACCGACCUCAUAUCUGCUCCUUCUGGGUGAAGGGGGAGUGUAAGAGAGGAGAGGAGUGUCCCUACAGGCAUGAGAAGCCUACAGAUCCUGAGGACCCUCUGGCGGACCAGAACAUUAAAGAUCGUUACUAUGGCAUCAAUGACCCAGUUGCUGACAAGUUGCUGAAGCGGGCUUCAACUAUGCCCCGGCUGGACCCACCUGAGGACAAGUCCAUCAGCACUCUUUACAUAGGAGGACUGGGAGAUACUGUAACAGAUGGAGAACUCAAGAGUCACUUCUACCAAUUUGGAGAAAUACGGACCAUUACUAUAGUCCAAAGACAGCAGUGUGCCUUCAUCCAGUUUGCCACUCGGCAGGCAGCAGAGAUGGCUGCAGAAAAGUCCUUUAACAAACUAAUCAUUAAUGGAAGGAGGCUCACUGUCAAGUGGGGAAGGUCUCAGGCAGCCAGAGGAAAGGAUGGUGGGAAGGAGGGAGUGAGUGAGAUGGGUACCAGACUGGAUCCAAUACCUGGCCUGCCUGGGGCACUGCCUCCACCACCAGCUCUAGAUGAAGAGGCUCCCGCUAACUACUUCAACCUAGACCCAAGUUCCUCGCCUGCCAUCAUGAACAUUGGUUUGCCCCCGCCGCCUGGCAUAAAUCCCCCUCCACCAGGUUAUGGCCCUCCAAUGUUUCAUCCCAUGGCCCCUCCUGUGCCCCCUCCUAUGACAAUGAGACCACCAGGUACAAUCCAUUAUCCGUCCCAGGAUCCCCAGCGUAUGGGCGCCCAUUCGGCACAUGGCUCACGCCACACCGAAUAGAUGCAAGAGUGAUGUUGGGCUGUGAUUCUCGCUUUCUCAUGUCAAACCUGGUUGGGUGUAUGCAUGUUCAAGGCUUCGUUCGGGCUGAGGACAACUUCUGGAAGAAACAUGCUGCACAGGAAUUAGUUAUCUUAUUAAAUACAACCUGCAGAGCAGCAAAUGAAUCCUGUGCCAUGAGAGGUGACAGUGAGGGUUUUACUUAAUGACUUUGGUCAUUUUAGGAUAUAUUAACAAAAAAAAAACCCAGUAAAAACAACCUCUCAACACGAGGAUACUUGUUCAAUAUGACCAGGACCAUAUGGAGCCAUUGUACAUAUAAAAAACUUAGUCUUUGGAGAAUAUUUGUCUCAUUUUGCAUUGUAUCACCUGGAGUUGUACUGAGAAGAAUUUUUAAGUCUGUGCAUUUUCAGUUACAUUUAGUUUUUUUUUUUGUUUUUUUUUAUUGGACACAAUCUUAAUAUUGAACAUCAUAUUGACUUUAUUGUAAAUUUUUCUUUACAUGUUUUCACUUCUCAUUAAAAUGACACUCUUGUCAAUAAUUA
Messenger RNA from Girardinichthys multiradiatus, 1887 nucleotides. RefSeq names its product RNA binding motif protein 22 (gene rbm22). The transcript is spliced from 11 exons. NCBI's taxonomy places the organism in Eukaryota, Metazoa, Chordata, Actinopteri, Cyprinodontiformes, Goodeidae. The record is from RefSeq and is a predicted model, not a curated record. Gene Ontology annotation, cellular component: Prp19 complex; U2-type catalytic step 1 spliceosome; U2-type catalytic step 2 spliceosome. Gene Ontology annotation, molecular function: pre-mRNA binding; metal ion binding; U6 snRNA binding. Bases 71 to 1345 code for a protein of 424 amino acids.